This is a messenger RNA of Saccostrea cuccullata (small rock oyster), 564 nucleotides long. RefSeq names its product heat shock 70 kDa protein 12B-like. The record is from RefSeq and is a predicted model, not a curated record. The transcript has 3 exons. The coding region runs from base 95 to 523 and encodes 142 amino acids. Lineage: Eukaryota; Metazoa; Mollusca; Bivalvia; Ostreida; Ostreidae.
UACUUCAAUCUUAGGCCAAGUUUUUCUCUUUUUUUUUCAGAGGAAAAAUCGAAAGUUAAAGAACUUACAAUUAAAAGCAGAAAAUGGACAGAAAAUGCCAGCUUUGAAAAUAUUUUCUGAAUCAAUAAAGUUUUUUAAAGAGCAUUUUGAACAUUUACUGGAGAAAAUAACACUGAGAGUUAAGGAAAAUGAACGUAACAUGUCUGGAGAUGUAUCGGAAUCUGUUAAUGACAAUGAUGAGAGAAAAGUUGACCCAAAGAACAAUGCAGCCUGUUCCUGGUCGGCUGAUAUAUUGUGGGUUCUCACAGUUCCCGCCAUCUGGUCUGACGAAGCCAAGCAAUUCAUGAGAGAGGCAGCUAUUCAGGCUGGCAUACAGGACGACCAUUUGGUUCUUGCUUUGGAGCCAGAGUCUGCAGCUCUACUCUGUAAACAGUUAAAACUUACUGAAAACAGCAAUGCCACCAACAUCGAGGAGUUUGAACCUGGAAGCAAAUUCAUGGUGGUGGACUGUAUGGAACAGUAAAUGUGACAUCGUUCGAGGUAAAUGAAAACAGCUCAUUGAAA